GGAAGGCGGGCGGGGAAGGAUGCUGAGGCCGGCGCUGCGUUUGCCAAACGGGAGCGAGCUGGGGAUCCUGCGUCGGGCAGCCGCGAGGGGAGCAGCGUCGCGGUCAUGCCCAGCUCCCCGUCGGCGCCUCCCGGGCCGGACCCGGAGGAGCACUACGACUUCCUCUUCAAGCUGGUGCUGAUCGGCGAUGCCAGCGUGGGCAAGACGUGCCUGGUGCAGCGCUUCAAGACCGGGGCCUUCUCUGAGCGCCAGGGCAACACCAUCGGCGUGGACUUCACCAUGAAGAGCCUGGAGAUCCAGGGCAAGCGGGUCAAGUUACAGAUCUGGGACACGGCUGGUCAAGAAAGGUUUCGGACUAUAACCCAGAGUUACUAUCGAAGCGCCAAUGGAGCUAUUCUAGCCUAUGACAUUAGUAAGAGAGGCUCUUUCCAGUCCAUUCCUCGCUGGAUCGAGGAUGUGAGGAAAUAUGCAGGCUCCAAUAUAGUACAGUUGCUAAUUGGAAACAAGUCUGACCUAAGUGACCUUCGGGAGGUUCAACUAGAAGAGGCUCAGAACCUGGCUGAACACUAUGAUAUCAUCUGUGCCAUAGAGACUUCUGCAAAGGACUCCAGCAAUGUAGAGGAAGCUUUUGUCAAGAUGGCUACAGAGCUCAUGAUGAGACAUGGAGGCCCUGUGUUCAGUGAGAAAAACACAGACAGCAUCAAACUUGACAGCAAGGAUGUAGUAGAAGGGUGGGGGUGUGGCUGCUGAUAAUACAAUUGGUCUCAUUGUUACUGGAAUUUAGAGGAUACAUUCUCUUCUCCUUCACUCUGGGUCUCUUCUAUACAUAGACACUUUGCACAAGCUUUGUGUUUUGUAAGUUAAGGGAUUAACAUUUGCAGCAUGUUUUUAAUAAUGAAGGAACUUCCUUGUGUAAAACUGAAACUGUGUGGCAGUCAUUCCGUAGCAAUUUCUACUAGAUUUUUUUUUUAGAGGAGUUAGUGCAAUUUGGCAAUAAGUUGCACAGAAUGACGCUACUAAAAUAUCUUCAUAGAAAAUGGUCUGAGUGAAAACUGCUAUUUUACUACCGGUAUUCACUGACAUCUCGGUAGGGGACUUUUAUCAACUUGGAUGACAUUUAAUGCUUUUAUGACAGCAGGUUUUCAGGCUGCCUGUUUAAACUCUCCACAUUCCGGUGGGUGGGUUGGGGGGGGGGGGAGUAUUUAAACCUACACAGGGUGACAUAAAUUUUGUAGGGAUAUUUAAAGUAUGAAAUAUUCAAUUUUCUGCAUAGGAUAUAGCAGCUGAACCUCCUAAAUUAUAAAAUUGUGCUUUCCUGGAUACAAAUAUUUCUGGUAAAAGACAUGCAAAACAAGCAUUUUUCGCUCUUGGUUUUUUUUUUUCAAAUGGAAAAAGCAGUAGAUACAACACUGAGCAAUUGUAGAAUACAUAGAGGUUUGGUUUGGUUUCAUUUCAUAUUCACCUCAGAAGACUUGAUCUUGAACACAUUUCAUUGUAUAUUCCAUGGGUUUCAGUGGAACUUUCUUGGAAGUAAAUGCCUUUGAAAAUGUAUAGGGCUUUAUUUUAAAUAGGUUGAAAAUUAUAAGUAAAGAUAGAUUUAAUAGUUAAUUUUGCACAAUUGAUAUAGAUUCCUUUGUUGAUACUGUAGAUUGGUGAUUCUCAUCUUCAUUAUUUUCUAUAUGAUAAGCAUACUUCAGAUAAGCAGUUUAUUUGAAUACCUUUCCCUUCAAUCCUAACCUCUUCUUCUUUCAUUACUAUUGAGAUAUUACAAAUUAUUCCAGCUAGAGGAUUUCCCCCCCCCCCCCCAUUUUUUGGUACUUUCAACAAUUAUCGAGUCGCUCUUUUUGAACUUUCUCUGAUCAGUGAUAUUAAGUUGUUGAUAAGUAUAUAGUAAAUGUUGAAUUAUGUGCAGGAGAUAAUUGAUCAUUUUUCUAAACUGACCGCUCAUGGUACGGAGUUCUAAAAAUCAUCAAACAGUUGCUUUAGUUUAUAAGACAAUGGCUCAGGAAUUCUCAUUAUAAGGUAUAUUUGCUAAUUUUAUAAGAUACUUCUUUUAUAUCAUAGGCCCUGGGUUUCCCACUGUUAGCUCCUUACCCAUUGCUUCUGCCCCUGAUUUCUUCCAUUAUGCUACAACACAAUCUUUAAAUCAGCUUCACAUUAGUUUUUCAGGACAAAUCAAUAGUAUAUGCUGUAGAAAAAGUCUGCUAUCUAUUAGUCAAAAACUGCUGAAUUAUUUUGACUUUGUUAAUUUAAGAUAAAUAUCCUUGUUUACAUUGGCUAGUGAUUUAAAAGUGCAGAUAUUAUUGACAAUUGCCUUUUUAGAGCACCUUAAACUGGGAAAUGAAGAAUAAUUAUAAUGACUGCAAAUCUUCCAAGCAACUUUUCAGUGUCCAACAUUAUUUCUAAUGGGCCCUAUGAACUUGUCUGAGAAUCAAAGAUUUUGAAUGAAAUCCUUGCAGUUGGUUAUAUUAAAACGGGUUUGAUAUAAUUGUACUAUUAUGGCCAUGAAUACCUCCCUCAAUACCCAUAGGCUUUCUAACCCAUCUGGUUGUUUU
This is a messenger RNA of Pseudonaja textilis, 2555 nucleotides long. RefSeq names its product RAB43, member RAS oncogene family (gene RAB43). Gene Ontology annotation, molecular function: GTP binding; GTPase activity. NCBI's taxonomy places the organism in Eukaryota, Metazoa, Chordata, Lepidosauria, Squamata, Elapidae. The record is from RefSeq and is a predicted model, not a curated record.